CCGGCUCCAGUCACGCUGGGGCAAUACACAUGGCGGCGUCAACGAUCACUACUCUGCUGCUGUACGCGGCGACAACUGGUUUGGCAGAAUGCGGUCUCGUGACCCUGAACGACAGAGGGGCGCUUGCCAUGCUCUACUGGGCGACUGGUGGGCCGUACUGGAAGCAGUCGUGGCCGAUCAACGACGCAUAUAGCGAUCCGUGCCGGGACAGCUGGUACGGCGUGCACUGCAAUUUUGAAGGCAACAUUGUCCUCUUGCGCCUCGCCAACAAUGGACUCACGGGGUACCUUCCGCCCACGUUUGCGCGUCUCUCGGCUCUCGAAGAAUUAGACGUGAGCUCGAACGCACUCACACAGAGCGUGCCGGCGACACUUGGCCGGCUCGGCGCACUGCGCGUCUUGCGCCUGGACCAGAACGCGCUGACGGGCGUGGUGCCACCGAGCUUGAGCACUCUCUCAUUGCUCGAAGUGCUACGCUUGGAAGGCAACGCGUUCAGCGCUCCUCUGCCCACUGCGAUCUAUAAUCUCCAAGCUAAAGGACAUGGGACAGUCUCGUGGGACGCCGCACUGACACCACUUGCCAUUGAUGCCCAGUAAGCUCGCAGUAACAAAGAAUACACUCCAUAGAUCGACGCGCCA
Messenger RNA from Saprolegnia diclina VS20, 638 nucleotides. RefSeq lists its product as hypothetical. The record is from RefSeq and is a predicted model, not a curated record. The transcript has 5 exons. Gene Ontology annotation, molecular function: protein binding. The coding region runs from base 30 to 596 and encodes 188 amino acids. Lineage: Eukaryota; Oomycota; Saprolegniomycetes; Saprolegniales; Saprolegniaceae.